Molecule: messenger RNA, 1737 nt
Organism: Colletotrichum karsti
Lineage: Eukaryota; Fungi; Ascomycota; Sordariomycetes; Glomerellales; Glomerellaceae
Product: AMP-binding enzyme
Exons: 4
Coding region: 1-1737 (578 amino acids)
Molecular function (GO): CoA-ligase activity
Source: RefSeq, a predicted model, not a curated record
AUGUCGUUCUUGCCUAACAAAUUGCUGCCGUUGUUGCCGAGCAUACCAGACACAGUACCGCUCUGCGACUUCAUGUUUGAUGAGCGCUAUGGCCGAUGUUCGUACAGCGAGUCAUUGAACGCGUACACCUGUGGAAUCACUGGACUGAGCAUUUCUGCGGAAGAGCAGAGAGUCCGCGUUGAGUUGUUGGCAAGAUCACUGGCUCAUGAGCUUCAAUGGCGUGUCAACGAGGGGAACGAAUUUGACAAGGUUGUUGGCAUUUUCGCUCUCAAUACUGUUCUCACUGAUCACUUCUGGAAGAUUGAUGUUAUGGGCCUCUCUUGGGCGAUUCAUCGCAUUAACGGUAUUUCUUCGCCAGCAAACGCGAUGUAUAAUGUGGAGGAGUUGACGCAUCAGUUGUUGACAUCGCGUUGCAAGGCCUUGUUCACGGUUCAUCAACUCCUCCCAGUCGCAUUUAAAGCUGCCGAAGCCGCCGGAAUUCCUUUGGACAAAGUUUAUCUCUGCGAUACGCCUUGGGAACCGUACGGGGAGCGAAAGCCUGCUUUCAAGAGUCUCACUGACUUGGUUGACCUUGGUCAGUCGCUCCCACCAUUGGAGCCAAUCAAGUGGUCAAAUGGUCAAGGUCAGAAGCAAACUGCCUUUCUUUGCUACUCGAGUGGCACAUCCGGCUUGCCGAAAGCAGUGAUGAUUUCGCAUAGAAAUGUCAUCGCAAACAUCAUUCAACUCUCUCUCUUCGACCAAGAAGAUCGAGACAACUUAGCUCCUCGGCACCGCGAUGUUGGAUUGGGGCUUUUACCGCAGUCUCAUAUAUACAGCUUGAUCAUCAUCUGUCACGCGUCUACCUAUCGAGGCGACUCUGUUAUCGUGUUACCUAAGUUCGACCUUGAGACUUACUUGAGAACGAUUCAGACGUACAAGAUCAAUACCUUGUAUCUGGUCCCUCCCAUAAUCAUUACCAUGAUCAACAAUUUGGAGACCUUGAGUCGUUACGACCUGAGUUCAGUCAACCGAGUCUGGGUCGGCGCAGCUCCUCUGGGACUAGAAGCGACCAAUACUCUUCUGGCAAACUAUCCUUCGUGGAAAGUCACACUUGGGUACGGUAUGACAGAAACAUGUGUGGUUGUCACCUCUGGUACGCCACGAGACAUUGUUGUUGGCAGCUCAGGAUGGAUCCUACCGGGUUUUGAAAUCAUGCUCGUCGACGCAGAAGGAAACAGGAUAUCGAGAUGCAACGAAUCAGGCGAGGUCUGGGUGAGAUCGCCCUCCGUGGUUCUUGGGUAUCUCAAGAAUGACGCUGCCAAUCAGGAAACAUUCGUCGAGCUCCCUGAAGGCAGAUUCAUCAAGACAGGCGAUAUUGGGGAGAUGAGAAAAGAGCCCAGCGGUAACGAGCAUCUUUGGAUAGUGGAUCGAAUCAAAGAGCUUAUCAAAGUGAAGGGUCAUCAAGUCGCUCCAGCAGAGCUAGAGGCUUGCCUUCUCGGGCAUCCAAACGUUGCAGAUUGCGCCGUGAUCCCGAUUCCCGAUCAUCGGUCUGGAGAAGUCCCGAAGGCUUUUGUUGUCAAGAGCGGGGAAGUCUCGGCAGAUGAUGUUCAGGCUUACAUCCAGUCAAGGAAAGCACCUCAUAAGUGGAUCAAGGGCGGCGUUGAGUUCGUGGAGGCCAUUCCCAAAUCUGCGUCUGGCAAGAUCCUGAGAAGAGUUCUGCGGGAUCGUGAGAAACAGCGCCGUGCAUCGAAACUGUAA